This is a messenger RNA of Oryzias latipes (Japanese medaka), 3991 nucleotides long. Lineage: Eukaryota; Metazoa; Chordata; Actinopteri; Beloniformes; Adrianichthyidae. The record is from RefSeq and is a predicted model, not a curated record.
ACAGGCGCCACACAUACAGAAUCAUGGUCACGUGAACAGGCACACAGCUGACAGCGGGGAUGUCAGCUGUGUUGCUAUUUUCUCCAUCUUUCCCCUCAGCGCGCACGCACGUCCCCCCUCACGUGUCUGCUGCGCUGCGUCGGGACUGCGCCUGGCGCUCCGAGUCCGAAUCCGAGCAGCGGGCCGAGCUGAGCCGGGUCGGGACCGGACAUGUCCCUGCAGCUCCCUCCAUGCGUGAUAGACUGCGGGACUGGAUACACAAAGGCAUUGCCAUUAAGGAGUCGGCCAGUGUGGGGGAGCAGGCGCAGAGAAGGGUCACUCGGGGAGUGGACGACCUUGACUUUUACAUCGGGGACGAAGCUGUCGACAAACCCAACUAUGCAACCAAAUGGCCUAUCCGGCAUGGGAUGGUGGAAGACUGGGAUCUGAUGGAGAAGUUCCUGGAGCAAGUCAUCUUUAAGUACCUGCGUGCCGAACCCGAAGACCACAGCUUCCUCAUGACCGAGCCCCCUCUCAACACGCCAGAGAACAGAGAGUAUCUGGCAGAGAUCAUGUUUGAGACCUUCAACAUACCAGGACUCUACAUUGCAGUUCAGGCAGUGCUGGCGUUGGCGGCAUCUUGGACGUCCCGGCAAGUGGGGCAGAGGACUUUGACAGGCAUCGUGAUCGACAGUGGAGAUGGCGUCACGCACGCCAUCCCUGUGGCAGAGGGCUACGUGAUUGGCAGCUGUAUUAAACACAUCCCCAUAGCAGGGCGGGACAUCACCUUCUUUAUCCAGCAGCUGCUCAGAGACAGAGAGGUGGGAAUUCCUCCAGAGCAGUCAAUGGAGACCGCUAAGGCAGUCAAGGAGCGCUACUGUUACAUCUGUCCGGACAUAGUGAAGGAGUUCACAAAGUACGACUCUGAUCCAGGAAAGUGGAUCAAACUGUACAGAGGAGUUAACACCCUCACCAACUCUGCCUUCCACAUUGACGUCGGCUAUGAGCGCUUCCUCGGCCCUGAAAUUUUCUUCCACCCUGAGUUUGCUAACCCUGACUUCACACAGCCCAUCUCUGAUGUUGUGGACGAGGUCAUCCAGAGCUGUCCAAUCGACGUGAGAAGGCCGCUCUACAAGAACAUCGUACUCUCUGGUGGCUCCACCAUGUUCAGGGACUUUGGACGUCGGUUGCAGAGAGACCUGAAGAGAGUGGUGGACGCCAGGUUGAGGCUGAGCGAGGAGCUGAGUGGAGGACGGAUAAAGCCAAAGCCAAUGGAGGUUCAGGUGGUCUCUCAUCACAUGCAAAGAUACGCUGUUUGGUUUGGAGGGUCCAUGCUGGCGUCCACGUCGGAGUUCCCUCAGGUGUGUCACUCCAAGAAGGACUACGAUGAAGUGGGCCCGAGCAUCUGUCGACACAACCCCGUGUUUGGCAUCAUGUCCUGACGACGGCGUCAGCUACACCGCACUGACCCGUUAGCAUGCUAGCCUGUUGCUCAGCUAAAGUCAAAGCCAGUAACCUGUUAGCUCCUUAGUUUAGCCUGUUACAGUGAAGCAUGAGAUUCAGAGGAAAGCCAAGCAUACAGAGUUUUAUUUUGUUAAAAUAGUUUUGUUUAGAAAGACUAGCGCAUGGGUGAGCAGCUGCUUUACUUAUGUCCAUCAAGCAACACCACAGCUGCAGCUUCUGUUUUUGCUUGUACGUGGUUCUGUGGUUUAGGGGCCCCUUUCACCUAAGAGACGUAAGCUUGAGCACAAAGCCUAUAUCCAAAAUAGAAUAACAUGUGGGCAGAGGACAGAAACAUGCAACCAGGCAGACAUUGCUGCUUCAGUAAACUCAGAAUAACGAGAAAACAGUUCAUAUUUUUUACAUACAUUAAUCACACUCCCAUCAAAACAAAAGCACAGUUUUAGUAACUUUAAAUAGAAAAAGCUCUGAAAAAAGUACGAUGAUGUUUACUGUCGAUGAUAACAUUGCAGGUGCUCUAUGAUCAAAUCCAGUGGUCAAAACGAAAUCUGAAAAUAAAAACAAAAGCAAAGAAAUUUAAAAGUUAAAAGACUUAAAUAACAUCUUAGACUAAGAGUUUAUUUAUGAAAAAGAACAUUCAUAAAUGGUUCUACUGCGAAGGACUGGCGAACUGUGUAGGGUGAACCCCCAUCUAGAGCCCCCAAACCCCCAAAAAAGAUUAAUGCGUUUGGAUGGAUUGAAAUCUAUAAUUGGGACAUUAUUUUUGAUUUUAAAUAUUCCAAAAUGAGGUGCAUUUUAUUUGUGUUAAUGUUAAAAAGUUUUAAACUAAUUUGGUCUGCAUUUUUUAUACCGAAACUAUUCAAAAUAAAUCCAGGUGAGGAUUUUCCAUUUUAGUCAAUAAUAACUUGAGUUUUCUGACAGUGAGAACUCUCAGCUUCACAUGGGGACAAUGUGAGCCGCAAAUCUGACAGAGCCUAUUUGUACACUGAUCAAUAUCAGUUUAUGGCUUAUCUGAAUUGUAUCAACCUAUUCGAUGUACUGUAAAUGCAAAAAAGGAUUUCUAUGCUUAGAGUACUUUACAAAAUCUAUUUUUUAGAUUCUAACAUAUACCAGUCAUUAAAUCUGUCUUGAUGUUUGUGAGAACACAGAUAAUUUUAACACAGGACUUUCAGAGUAAAUAACAUAAUUUUUCUCAUUUAAAACAGUGCAGAAAAAAUAUCAGAACAUUUACACCCAGCUAUGUUGAAAGACUUGCUCAAGGUUUGGAUCAUUUAAAAAAAUCAGGAUUCGUGUUCCAAUAAUAGAUUGAUCCCAGUGAUGAAGUGAAUAAAAUGACAUUUUCUUUAGAAGCAACAAUUCUAUACAAACAACUGCAGAAAUAUUUUUACUCUACAAUCACAUUAUAUCUUGUGAAGAAACUUUUGUCAUUUUGUUUUAUAAACUCUCAUCUAAAUAUUAAUUUGCUUUGAUCAUCAUUGUGAACUGUGUGAACACGAAAGUGAAACUGUGAAUCUGACGGAUCCUGCAGACUCUCAUGACGAGCAGCCAAAAGUGCGCUCAGGUAAGCCUGCUCCAAAAUAGGUUGAAUUCACAAAUAAAGUACUGGUAACCAGAGCAGUAAACACCGACUAGAACAUAUACAUAUUUAUAAAACAGUUCUGCAUUUUCACUUAGCCCACUUCUUGAGAUCAUUUGAGGUACUGAUUGUAGUCCUGCUGAUCACAGGAAUGCAUGUGUCACUGUUUUGAUGUAGCAUUUUACAGAGGGGUAGUCCAGAAAGCAGAUUAUGUGAGUUAGCUCGAUAAGUUUGAGGCUUUCAGUUCCAAAAACUGAGGUAUGUUUCAGGGUAUGUCAAGUUGUCAUAGCAACUCAUGCUCUGAACAUAAUCUGGUCUGGCGCAGGUUUAGUUUAAGAUGAGUUGGUUUCAGACUGGUGAUGGAGCAUGGCCUGCCCAUUUGAAGAUUAUUUAGGGGACAAAGAAGCUCAGAUAAUACAGUCCUUUCGGCCUCGAGAGGAGAUUGUUAUAUAUAAUUGGAGACUGCGGAAAUCGACAAUCCAUUGAAAAUCCAUUGAAAAUUGUACUUGCUGUGCACGCGCAUUAAUUCAGGGUUACAGAGAGGAGGUUUAUUAAGCAAACUCAUAACCGGUGUUUUGGAACCGACAUACCCAGAGUAAGCAAGUUUAGGCUGACUUGCGCAAGAGUUCAGGGUUAAAGUCAGGGUAGAGUAAUCUUGCUUUCUGGAAUACCUCCCAGUUGUUGUUUGCAUGGCUCUGCAAGAACACCACUGGCCACUAGGUUGCACCACAUCUCAUUCUCAUACUAGAGGUCGCUGUGGACACAGCAGGUGACACCAGCACGUCAUUUUGAUAGGAAUUCAGGAUCCUCUGUGACCUGAACCCCCUUGACAGCAACCCAGACGGCUGGUUUUUGAUGUGAAGGAACAUUUUAAGCACAGAAACUUCCACCCUAAGCUGACUGCACAUUUGGUUUCCUUCUGAAGAGCUCACUGGUGUCUGACUCCUGUCAAUAUUAAAGCAGCUUCUGUAAAAA